Harpegnathos saltator (Jerdon's jumping ant) is the source of this 2663-nucleotide messenger RNA. It is a transcript of the gene eIF2A, whose product is annotated as eukaryotic translation initiation factor 2A. The record is from RefSeq and is a predicted model, not a curated record. The transcript is spliced from 12 exons. Bases 100 to 1827 code for a protein of 575 amino acids. Gene Ontology annotation, biological process: translational initiation. NCBI's taxonomy places the organism in Eukaryota, Metazoa, Arthropoda, Insecta, Hymenoptera, Formicidae. Gene Ontology annotation, cellular component: cytosolic small ribosomal subunit. Gene Ontology annotation, molecular function: mRNA binding; tRNA binding; ribosome binding.
AUGUUUUGAAAAACGUUAAUCGAUUGUGUAUCGAAGAGUCUAUAAGUAAUCGAGUUUCGGUCGAUUGUCGAUACGAUACCACAUGGUAACGGUGGUAAAAUGGCUUCGCCUAUCCCCUGUGUCGCUGUGAGAGGAACCACUGGUAUAAAUCUAGCACAAGGUCCACCAUCUUAUGAACCAGUUAAAACAUUUCCGAAAGAUGACAGCAAGACUUGUAAAACUAUGCUGUUUAGUCCAGAUGGCAAAUACCUUGUUUGGGUUAAUGGAGUUAACAUUACAAUUGUACUUUGUGAGAAUUGGAAAAUUGUUGCUGAAAUUGCAAGACCUAAAGUCUGUGCCAUUCAAUUCUCUACUCAAAGUACAUAUCUUGCAACUUGGGAACCAUCCUUUGUAACACAAACAAGCCCUCAGGGAACACAAAAUCUUCACAUAUGGAAAUCUGAAAAUGGUGAGCUUGUCCACAGUUUUGUGCAGAAGAAACAAAUAAAUUGGGAGCCACAAUGGUCAAGUGAUGAAAAACUUUGCGGUCUAUUGAAUGGUGGAAAUGUUCUUUUAUAUGAAGAUAAUAAUUUUGAUAGAUACGUGAAUAAGAUAAGUGCAGCCAAAGUUGCCAAAUUUAGUAUAGCACCUGGGAAUGCUCCAUAUCACAUUAUCUGCUAUAUGCCAGGGAAACCAGGUCAGCCUUCCUUUGCAAGAUUAUUUAGAUACCCAAAAUUCGAGAUUGGAGAAUCACUUGCAAACAAAAGCUUCUUCCAAGCAGAUAGAAUUGAUAUAUUUUGGCAUCAACGUGGAGCAAAUGCAUUAUUAAUGCCAAGUACUGAGGUUGAUAAGAGUGGAGCAUCAUAUUAUGGGAAACAGUCAUUACAUUAUCUUAGCAUAAAAGGGGACAUUGCUAUGGUUGUACUAAAUAAAGAUGGCCCCAUACAUGCAGUAGAAUGGUCUCCCAAGAACACUGAAUUUUGUGUCGUAUAUGGGUUUAUGCCAGCUAGAGCAACAUUAUUUAAUAUUAAGUGCGAAAUAGUGUACGAAUUUGGCACAUUACACAGAAACAGUGUAUAUUAUAAUCCACACGGCAACAUUUUGCUUUUGGCCGGAUUUGGUAAUCUUAGAGGUGGCAUUGAGUUAUGGGACAUUGCUAAUAGAAAACUUAUUGCUAAAACGGAGGCACCAGAUACUACACUGCUUCAAUGGUCACCAGAUGGUGAACAUUUUGUAACAGCGACUACAGCACCCAGAUUACGAAUGGGCAAUGGAUUUAAGAUUUGGCAUUAUACUGGCUCGUUAGUGUAUCAACGACCAUGGAAUAACCAAGAAGAACUUUGGGAAGUACUUUGGCAAAAUUUUCCUUUGAACACUUUCCCUCAGAAACCUAUUAGUUACAAAGCCGUAGAUGGCAUCGUUAGUAGUUCUAGUCAAUCACAUCAAGCAUCAAAGGAAGCAUAUAGACCACCGAGUGCCAGAGGACAAACAAUCACGUUUAAAUUGCAUGAUGACAUAGAACCACCUUCUAGGCCAAAUGCAGAAACGAACCCAUCAAAAGCUGCACUGAAGAUGAAGAAAAAUCGGGAAGCAAAGAAGGCUAAAAAGGAGUUAGAAUCUACUAACUCUUCCGUCAAUAGACAAGUUACAGACACAAGGAUUAUAAAAAUGGAAUUAACCGAUGAUCCGGAAAAGAACAAAAAGAUAAAAAAAGUGAAGAGUAAACUAGAACAAAUUUCUAAACUGAAGGAACAAUUGAAAGCAGGAAAGCAAUUAGAAAUCAAUCAACUAGAUAAGAUCAAGAAAGAAGAUGAAUUGUUAAAAGAACUUGAAGAAUUAACUUUAUGAUAAACCAUUCUGGUCUCGAACAAGAUUAAUUUGAUGAACAGAAUUACGAUAGAACACAAAUACCCUUUUUCCGAAAUAACAUGUGAUUACGAGAGGAACAUUACCAAGUCUAAAUCAAAUUCGUCCUUUGUGAUAAAUAUUGGAUAAAAAACAGUGGAAUUCUACUAUGCAUUGCAUUUUGGAUGUUUAAGCUUGAAUCUCUCGAAAUAAUUAUAAAUGGGAAUAUUAAAAUCAGAAGAAUGAAUUGUGUGCUCGUGAAUAAGACUAAAUGUUCAUAUACUGGUUAUAAUUAUAUUGAUAAAAAAUGACUAAAAUAUAGUGCUAAACAGCACUAUUAGAUAUAUGACUAUAUUUACUAGUACUAUAUUUGAUAAAAUGGUACUAUUAAAUGAUUUUAUUAUAGUGCACUUCUACAUUUUGCUAAAAAUUGAUAACGAUAGAGUCAAUGAUGGUUUAUGUUAUUAAUUUGAUAAAAAAUAAUCUUAAUCUUUUGUGUACAAUCUGAUAGUUAUCAAUGUAAGAGCAACAUUUGGUUACUAAACAAUUUAUUGAUUAGAUCUUUUUUCUAAUAAAAAUGUUUUGCUAAAAGUAUGAGAAUGAGGAUAUUAAAAACGAAACUUAGAAGUAUUAGGUUGUGAUAUUCCUUCUUAUACUGUUCUGAGAAAUCAUUGUUAGAUCUUUUUAAGGAAAGAGUUUAACAUUUAUCAUGUAGUAGUAAAUUUUGCAUUUACCGAGCUUAACAGUUUACGUACUAUUAUCUAAUGUUGCUUUCUACAUUUGAGAAUUGUAAGCUUCAGAUCAAGUAUUGUUCACUAUAAUUUUCUGAAGUUUCCAAA